This is a messenger RNA of Cuculus canorus (common cuckoo), 7177 nucleotides long. It is a transcript of the gene RP9, whose product is annotated as RP9 pre-mRNA splicing factor. The record is from RefSeq and is a predicted model, not a curated record. Lineage: Eukaryota; Metazoa; Chordata; Aves; Cuculiformes; Cuculidae. Bases 13 to 693 code for a protein of 226 amino acids. Gene Ontology annotation, biological process: RNA splicing. The transcript has 6 exons.
GGGAGGCAGGGGAUGGAGGAGGAGGAGGAGGAGGAGGUGGCGGGGGGCAGCCGGGCGCUCGGCAGGAGCCACCCCGAGGGCGGCAGGGCGCAGGAUCGGCAGCAGAGGAAACGGAAGAGGCAGGAGGAGCAGCAGCUUCAGAAGAUCCAGCACCUGGAAUCCUUCUAUGAGAAACCUCCCCCAGGGCUAAUUAAGGAGAAUGAAACAAAACCAGAAGACUGCAUACCUGAUGUACCAGGCAAUGAAAGUGCACGAGAAUUCCUGGCACAUGCCCCGACAAAAGGGCUUUGGAUGCCUUUGGGAAAAGAAGUCAAAGUCAUGCAGUGUUGGAGGUGUAAACGUUAUGGACACAGAACAGGAGAUAAAGAAUGUCCAUUCUUUAUUAAAGGCAAUCAGAAAUUGGAACAAUUUAGAGUAGCGCAUGAAGAUCCCAUGUACGAUAUAAUAAGGGAUAAUAAACGUCAUGAAAAAGAAAUGAGAAUACAGCAACUGAAGCAGCUCCUGGAGGACUCUACCUCAGAUGAUGAUAGCAGUGAUGAGGAUGAAGAUAGCAGCACCUCCACUUCCUCAGAAUGUAGAGAUAAACACAAGAAAAAAAAGAGAAAGAAGGAAAAGAAAAAAAAAGAAAAGAAGAAGAAGAAAAAGAGAAAGCGUAAAUCAUCUAAAUCUAAUGACAAGUCAGAAUCUGACUGAAGGCAGGCACCAGCUGCAUGCUUAUUGACCUCUACUUGUCAACUGCAGGGAAAGUCUGAAGGAAUGAUGAAGAAACCAUCAGAAAGGGCUUUAUUAAACCCAGAACAUACGUAUGGACAAAUGCAGCAUUCUGCACCGGCUGUGCUCUCCUACACCUCUACAGUGCUGCAGCCAGAAAAGAGAGUGCUGCUCUAAAUUACACUCAGACAAACAUAUGUUUUUACUGUAAAACCUGUGUUUAAGGUUCAUCUGUCUUGGUGAAAUUGAGCCUCUGCAUUGCCGCGUGUGACUUGGCAGCAAGCAGCAACUACCCAAGAUACUGCCAACACAUCUGCAGAAUUCAGCAGAGCAUCUAUUGAAGUGUCUUUUCUCCAUGAAGUUAUUUUACUGUAUACAAAGCCUCAUUGUAUGAUGGGACAGCAACAUGCACCAUGCAGAGCACUGAGAGUUCAUUUACAGUGCUCCUUAUAAUCGGGUUGUACUGUAUUUCUUUUUCUGCAUACACUGUGUGCUGAAGUUCAGUGUACUUCUCCUGGUACUGGCAGCUAGGGAAAUAAAGAGCACUGCUGAAGGGGAAAAAAGUUAAUCAGGGUGAUUUACUUUAAGACAAAAUCGCAGUGUCAGCAAGAGCUGGGGUUUUCCUUUGUGUAGCAAAAUCUCAACAACUCCACUGUUAGUACACACAGGUCUGCAACACCUGAAGUGUUCUCCAAACCAGAGGAGUGGGAGCCAAGCAUAACAACAUUCAACUUUACAGUAAAGAGUUAGUGGGUUUAGUUAUUUAAAAAGGGGGGUUUCGUGUUAAUCUCAACAUACACUUCAGUAUCAGUUGUUUUGAUACAUUUGAGGGGUUGUGGUUUUUUUCCCUUUUAAAAGGGCUUGGGGAAAUAAAUUCCAAGUUUUUUCUUUAUGUUUACUAUAUUUUUUUAUGCAGCAAUAUUCCACAAAUCAUCCCACAAGAAUACAAACAUGUAAGGCUUUCAAAAUGGUUUUCAACUACAUCCACACAAGCCACAAACUGGUGGUGAAGAGCUUGUAAGCAGAAAGAAAGAAAAGUUCUGUUUACUCAAUUGGCCUUGUGGACUGACCACACCUCUCUUAAAUAAUCUUGCAGACUCAGCUGGAGAGAUUGAGAUCUUAUAAACUGCAUUAGAGUAAGCGUCUCUGAAUCUUCAAGGUGUAGUCAAAAGCUGUGAUUUGAGGAUCUAGAUGAUUUGUAUUGGUGCUCUGCAAAAGCAGAAAUAAAUAGAUUUGGUUGGAAAUGACUAGGAAGGGCUUAGAACUUCAUGUCUUUGCUUACCCUUAGGUUGAAAAAAAGAAAAAAAAAAAGCAUGAUAAAGCUCUCACAUCAGCAGAGAAGUCAAGGAACCAGAGAUUAAAAUGUAUUUAAUAUUAUUCGGUUUUCCUCCUGAGAACAGGGGAAAGUAUACAGUAAAAUGUGUUUUCUCCCUUCUACAUGCUUAAGAGUCAUUCAGUAAAAAUAAACCCCCAUUCCUUGCCAGUCAUUCACAGUAUGUUCUGGCGAAAGACAAGGUAGUCAAGGCCUUGAGCUUGAAUCAUAGAAUAGUUUGGGUUGGAAGGGACCUGAAAGAUCAUCUAGUUUCAACCCCCCUGCCAUGGGCAGGGACAUCCCUCUAGACCAGGCUGCCCAAGGCCCCAUCCAACCUGGCCUUGAACACCUCCAGGGAUGGGGCAUCCACAGCUUCCCUGGGCAAUCUGCUGUAAAGCUCUAUUUUGUCCUCCAGCAUUACUUAAGCAAGUCCCUCUGUGGUGGGAUUUACUGGUGUCAUCUGAUAGUUCCCUAUAUCAGCAUCAUCAAAUUUAAAGUUCCUAGCUCUUUCACCAGAAAAAAAAAGAUUUAACAGCUGAAGUAGCACGAGGAGAUUUAUAACGGGCUGGUUCUUUGUAUUGCCAUAUUUUGUGCUGAGAAAAUCCAUGCAUUGGGAAUAGUGGAACGGCUGCUGGAAGCCACAGGUAGUGUUCACCUGAUACAUUCCAAGACAAAUCUCACUCAAGUUUGCCUGGAGCAGAGGUAACCUAAAGAUCUCUUCAGUUACUUCAACUUUUGUCUCUUGAUUCUUUUGAAGUUCAGCUCAAUAAAAAACAAAUUCAGUUGUUCCACUCUCAUUCCAUUCCUUGUAAAUGGAUCCUUUCCAUUUUACUUACCAAGGUUUACUGUUUGUGCAAGCAAAAUAAAUCUGUAAAAGACUAUUCUCUAAUUUAUAUAAAAUGCUAUCUAAAUGUUUAGUUUGAGAUACCAAAUCAUUGUUCUGUACCAGACUAAGGGUCUGUUUAACCCAGUAUCUUUUUCUACUCAUGGUCAAUAGUGGAUACCUAUUGCAACAGAGCAGUGCAAACUCUAAGGACCUCAUUUUCAGUCACUUCACCAAAACGCUGUCUCAGCCUCCACUGCUUGCAGUGCAGGUACUUUUAAUCAUAAGUUAGAUUUUAGUGUUCAGUAGCCUUGGGGGGUGUGGGUGUGUGAGAUAAAUUAAUAAUUAGUGAAGAAACAUAAUUUGCUUUCAAACGGCUCCCUAGUAGUUUCAUUUCAUACACCCUAGUUCCUGUAGUGGAAGGCAUGCAAACAACCGAUUCCUAUUCAUUUCCCCCCCUAUCAUUACCAGUUUUGUAGCUCCCUGUCAUACCCUAUACAUAAAGGUAUCAGUAGCUCUUUACUGAAACUCAUUAAGGUAACUUUAAUUUUGAAAUGGGCUAUAACAGUUUCAAUAGAGUAAGAUUGAGUAGUGCUGACUGUGCAGCCAGUGCUAGAGUGCUAAGAAGCACAACUUAUUUCAUCAUUUAGCAUUUUAAGCAGUACCAAAGCUGGAAUUUAAGAGACUUUUAGGGGACUAAGAUAAAUACCAACAGCCAUUUAUAUUAGUGGAAAAUUAUUCUAUGUAAAAGUAAAUCCAGAAGGCAGAAUAAAAAGAUACAGUCUUAAAAAAAAACUGAUAAGACUUUAAAAAAAACAAGGCUUAACCAUUGAACUAUUUGUUUUUGUUCAAAGAACCAUUUCUAUUUCCUAGCAAUCCUUGCCUUCUUUGUAGACACAUUUCCAUUUAAAAGUUCUGUUGAAGCCUGAAGGGUAGCAGUAGAAUAAUUGUGUAGUCCCAUGAAUCUAAAUAGGCAUAAAAUCCAGCUACAAGAUACCUCCUCAGAGGUAAUACAGCUUUACGGGUCUCCAGCUCCCAGGUCUGUUUAUCUUAAUACUCUGAACCAUUCUGCUCAGAAAGAUAACUUCCACAAGAACACCAACGUCUGUCUUAUUUAUUUGGCCAUGAAAUUACUUGAGGUUUAUAGUCUUGUUGACUGAGAUGGCUGCUGGCAGUGAGUCAGUCAGGGGAAUCUGAGGACUCUUUUAAACAGUGCAUUUGUUUUUCCUUGGUAUGCCUGCAGUUAGCACGCAGCGAGUAGUUUUUGCCAUUGGCUCCCAUCUUCUAUUGUUUUAUUUUAAUAAAAAGACCUAAAAUGUUUUUUCCAAUGUAAGGGAGAAGACAGGACACUUAAAAGGAAAGCUUUAUGCCACAGAGAUGCGACCAAAUCAAAAAUUAAAAUCUAGAAUUAAAACCUGGCAAGCCAACAUAACCCACUGGCUCCACUUCAGCAAUUACACCACACCCACUUCGCAACAGAGGUUUUAGUUAGCUACAAAUAAUGAUUUAGAAACUCUGAGUCACAGACAGUAAGUCUGUCUGAACGAAGCUCCCAGUAUGACAGUCUGAGGCCUCUAGGGUUAGUUAGUGCUGUGCCAAGCAGCAAAUAGAUUCUUCAGCUGCCAUUCAGUAGAUGCUGCAGGAAGCAUGUGAAAACUUUGAAGGCAAUGCGAUACUGCUAUGUUUACAAGCUCAUAAUUCUGCCAGCACUGCAGUCACUCAUCACUGGGCAACCCAGCUUCAGUGGUAACAAAAGCUGACACGUAUGUGCAUCUGUAACAAACCUCAAAUACCGCUGUGGGUAGUUAGCUGGCCAAAUAAAAAGAGCCUGGGCUUCAAUUCACAGCCCUUUAAAAUGUAGUUUGUACUUCACCACCUUUCUGAAUAUUAAGCACAGUUGUAAGCCAGGUGACUUAAGACACAGUCCACAAAUCAUCUGUGCUUCUGAGUGAGGAAAGAGCCAAGCAGAAGAUUUAAGGUCACAGGGCUCAUAUUGUCAGAGUAGAGUACACCACAUAUAACAUUAACCAAGUAGUAUUUCUGGAGCACUAGAACAUUGAUGCAUGCUACUUCAAGCACUGGUGUGAAUCCAUGGCAUGGGUACACAAGAUUAAGCAAUUUGUUUAAAAUGGCAUUUUUUUUUUCCAGACAAAGAGUUGUCUAACCACUCCCACUGCCACUCCCUCAUAUUCUUGGUAGCUAGCAUCACACAGACCCUAAGUUGCCUCUUGCAUCUAGGUAAAAAGCAUAUUGACUACUGCAAGACCCAUGGAAGGAUCACUAGUAUGUCUUUGGGAAUACCUGUGAAACAGUAGCCAUUCCCAAUCUCCCAAAAAGUGCCAUCUAACUGAGGUAAUGAAUUCCUUUAUCAGACAAGCGGGAAAAUACAAACAGCUCAGUCUGUCAGGAGAACUGGCUUAACAUUCAAUCCCAUGGAUACACAAAUUCCAGGGAGAAACUAGUCAGUCCACAUGUAAGAGGUCUCAGUUAUAACUAAGGAUUACUCUUAGGUCACUUACAGCCUUCAAGUUGAAGAUAUUCUACCACUCAUUCUCCCCAUCUGAAAAGUCUGUUUCCCUCCAAGAGCAACACAUUCCUGUAUUAGAUAUCCAAGAGCAGCACUGCUGUAUUUUCCAGGGUAUUAAGCCCCAUGCUUGAAGUAAUUCCCUCUCAUUUUAUUCUUUAAUGAUCUGAUGCAACAGCUUCCCUGCAGCACAAAGGCUAAGUAAGGAUUUGUAUUCCUUAUUUUCUUGCAGUGCUUAUGGUAGAGAGGAAAUAAAAACUUGGCAUCACAGUGUUUAAGUGUAUCCUUUUCCCGAACAGCUUGGGUUAAAGGCUAUAAUUACUAUUGAGCAAGCACUAUUAAAAAUAGAAAGAUCAAGGAUCAGUUGGGUAGGGAAAUACUGCUCUUCCCUCAGUAAGGGAAAACAGCACAAUGUCGGUUGCAGGUCAAACUAGUAAUAGGUAGGUACAAAACUUGGAUAAAAGUAGUUUUUCCUGUGACUGCGUUCAUGCAGGUUACUCUGGGGCACAGACAGAAUAAGAACAUUGGUAGAUGAGGCAGAAGACAAGUCCUAUCUGUCUACCCCCAACUCCUCCCAUUUAAGAAAGACUGGUUUGUACCAUUUCCCUGCCUUUUAUACUCAGACUAUCACUUUAUUUGGGAAUCAUCCAAGAAUGGCAGUUCCAUCUUUGUUCUUCUCAUAUGGUGAUACUAGCUUCCCUGGACACAAGAAAGACCAUGGAUUUUUUAACUGCUCACCUAGAUCAGCAUUUCUGUUAUUCAUAAAACUAGGUCCAUGAGCUACCUUUUCAGCUUAGUUCUAUAAAAAGACUUUUCCAUAGUGAGCUGCCAAGGACAGUAUCAACUGUAAUAGAAGUCAUAAAUAAGUAGUCAAGAAACGGGGUACACCACUAUUGUAAGAACUUCUGUUUCACCUUCAAAGCCAAUCUUUCCAGCUCAGGUUCUCCCUAAAGAACCCUUAAAAGUCAACAGAAAAGGGGGAGUAGGAGGAAGCAUCACAUCAGUGCUUUAGUUUUAGUCCUCAAUCAUGCACUUAGAGAUUAAGAUCUGAGGAAGUGCCUUGAAAUUUCAAAUUAAUACUUGAUUUGAUAUGGCUUUAACUAUAGUCCUUUGCACUUUGACAAAAAAAAAAUCCAGCCAAAAAUCCAGCUAAUGGAAGAGAAUCUUGUACCAACAUCUGCAUCAUGUAGACAAACCAACUAUGAAACAAGAUGACAUUGACAGGACUCACAAUUCAAUAGCAGGGCAGCAAUAAAUAGUAUGCUAUUGUAGUAUUGAGGCACUUGCAUCCCUAUCAGGCUUUUCUGCUUCCAUGUAUAGAUGGAAUACAAGAAGUCUCAAAGUGCAGUUCUAUUAAAUUUAUUAUUUAAAUAAUGGGUGUGCUAGUUGUAAAAAGGUGACUUCAGUGGUAAAUACUUAAUUCCAUUUUAAUAGUGCCCUCAGUCUUUACAGUGCUACUUCUUACCCUUUAAGAGUGCACAGCAACUUACAAAAUAUACAAGAGAAUAACUACUGAGUUUUGGAUUUAUGCAAACCUCCGAUAAAUUUUUUUUCCCCCUCCUGCCCCAAUAUUUGCAGUUAUCUUCUCUUAAAGAGGGACCUCCUUGUUCCAUGCCCUGGAGAAGAAAAAAAAGAAAAGAUUAAUGUGUGCAUUCUCUCUCCAAAUAAUAUAUGUCAGAGCACUUCUAAAUAAAGACUACACAUAAGUGAUUGCCUUUUCCUAUUGCAGGAGGACACUGAUGGUUGAUACUAGAACUAUGUACUGAACUUCCUAGCAAGGAUAAAUUCUCGAGGAAUGGUGUUGGGU